AUGUGUACGCCACCAGUACACAGGGGAGAUAACCCUGCUCCCAGGACUUUUAGCAUAUCUGAGUCUUCCUUUCUCAAUCAGCUGCCACCUGGAGGACCGAAGCCUUCAAAUGUUGACAGGGUUGAUAGCUCUGGGAAUGCUAGAAAAACCUGUUGUUAUAACACCAAUCUGACCUUCAACAGACCUGAGAACAAUGUGUAUCGGACCAGUGCUGAAUUUUCCACGCCGUCUCAAACCGUACAUGUUAACAAUACAAAACCCAAUAACAUUAUUCACAGUAUUGACCUAACGAGGUCCGAAAGUCCUACUUUUUGUUCUCCCCAGAACCGUGUGAAUGGAAUGCAUAAUAACUGUCGUUUUCAGACUCCUACCCAUGAUGUUGCAAGGCGGGAGACUGUUCACAUAGAACCGACACAUCCAAUUUCUGUUGAUGUUGGAAGACCGGAGAGGUCACCAUCUCCUGAUAUUAUCCCGCUGGGUGUGUUCAACCUUGCAGUUAAUCGGCGGCCCGAGUUUGAUCUGUCGAUCACUCCACAGCCAAUGAGGAAUCGCACUGGCAGUCGAAGACAUGCACGGGCAUCAGGGCUGAGACGAAACCGGAUGGGGAAUAUUAACAAUAGCGCAGCUCUGGAUGACGGUAUCUCGCCAACGACAACGCGGCUGAUGUCGGAGGUGUCAGUCAGCAAUGACGCGGACGAGGCUGUGAGUCUAGUGAGACAAAUGGAGGAUGAUGAACAGUAUGCUCGCAGGUUGCAGGAGGAGAUGGACAAGGAGUUUGCAAUGUCCCUCCAUCAAGCAGAUGCAGGUUUUGCACAGUCGGACCACGCAGGAGCAUUUGGAGCAGAGGAGGCAGCAUGUCCACCAGCACUCUCCCCAACAUUCCUACAGUAUUGUCGUAGUCCUGUCCGUCGCCGUGGUUACAACAGCAACCGACAGCCAGUCAUCAGAAGACGCAGGGGAGCUGCAGCAGCAGAGCCAGAGGAAGCCUCUUAUGAGGAACUUGUUGUUGAUGGGCCAGGAUUUGAGCAUCCUAUGUUCCAGCAUGGUGCUCGACGCUUUCCUCCUGGGUCUGACCAUCCUCUAGCUCUAAUGGAAGCACACAUUCUGGCUCUUCUAGACAACUCCCCUGUCACUCGCCGUGGACGAAGGAGGGGAAACAAUGGUGGCCGCUUCCUACGGAAUCUACACAGUCCUGUUGGCGAUGGGAAUGACUACGAGGAGCUCCUGGAGUUGGCCGAGUCCCUGGGUGAAGUAAAGCAGAAAGGCAUGACAAAGUCCGAGCUGAACCGUCUCCCUAUACGCAAGUUCAAGAGUAGUGACAGCAGCGGUAACGACACCACAGACUGCCUCAUCUGCAUGUGUGACUACCAGGAGGGGGACAGUCUACGCAUACUGCCAUGUUGCCAUGAGUUUCACCAACCUUGUAUAGAUAAAUGGCUUAAGAACACCGCCACCUGUCCGAUUUGUCGUGUGGAUGUGAAAAACAGCAGCUGAGGAAGACAAUAUUUAGUGUUGUAGGCUAGAUGACUGUUAGCUGUUGUCCUGAUGUGACAAGGAACCCUAUAUGCUUGUUGGUACAAGUGGUAGUAGAUGAUACUGUCUGUAGGAUGGAAUGAAUCUGUUGGUGUUGGAUGUGCUUUUGUAUGCAUUUCUGUUUUAUUUAAAUGUGAGAAUAACCGUAAAGAAUAUUUAUUGAAUCUAACCUCAUUCGAACAAAUAACCUGUCUCUCUGUCACUCAUAUCUCUGUAUUCAAGUCUUUUGCACAUUCAACAAACAUAAAACUGUUUCAAUGUAGGCCAUCAUUCUUAUUUCAAUGUACAACACACGUAAAACUGUUAUAAUUAGGCCAAGAAAAAAUGUUUCUCAACCAGAGCAAAUUGAGAAAGACCUGGGCCCGUUGCACAAAGCAAUCGUAGGUCUAAGACAAUCAUAAGCGUAUGUAAAAGUGAGAGAGUUACGAUAAUCUUACUAAGAACACUUGUGCAAUGAAGCCUUGGUCCUUUUGCACAAUGCUGGGAUCAUAAUAACUCCAAAAUUUCAACACACAUUUAUUAUAGUGUUAACGCUAACACAGUAUAUUCUAGAGGGCCCAUGUUUUGUGUGUAGUUUUUGUCAGUGAUUUUGACAAACUCACAAGCAGCCAUGAUGGUGUAGUAGGUUUAAAUAAGGGGAGGCAACUCUUUUGUUUAAAAUCCAGUCAUUCUUGAGAUUCUGAAUUAAUUGAAGACCAUUGAUUAACAUUAGUGUGAAAUAAUCCCCAAAUUAGAAAAGACUUGAAUAAAAAAUGUGUAUGACCCAUGUCGUGAGGAAUACUUUCUGUUUUGUCAUGGCCCAACUUUAAGAACUGACAUUAGCAAUGCUGGUCUUUGUCUGAUACACAAGCAAGUCAUUGUCAAGGAACGGUUGAGUCUCACACUGUACACUGUAUGAGUGGGGUAACCAUGGUUUAACUGUGACGUGGUAUCUCAGUAUAAGACUAUAAGAAGUACAAGACUGGCUAGUCUAGACUAGUUCAAACAGCACCUCUCCUGCAGUAUUCUAAGACAGAUGGUGUAGCCUAUUGGGCAGUCUGUCCACUAAACAACCCUAAGACACACACACACACACACACACCA
Messenger RNA from Haliotis rubra (blacklip abalone), 2616 nucleotides. RefSeq names its product probable E3 ubiquitin-protein ligase RHG1A. Bases 1 to 1494 code for a protein of 497 amino acids. The transcript is spliced from 9 exons. The record is from RefSeq and is a predicted model, not a curated record. NCBI's taxonomy places the organism in Eukaryota, Metazoa, Mollusca, Gastropoda, Lepetellida, Haliotidae.